UUACCUACCUGGAAUCUGUAGAGAUGAAUGUUAUGGAGAUUGAAGACGUUGGAGGAGUUAGCUGUGUGGAUGGUGCAGAGAGGAAUGUUAUUGAGACUGAAUACAAUGUUGGAGACGUGAAUGCUAAGGGUGGUGGAGAUUGUGGAGAAGUGAAUGAUGGUCGUGUUGAUGGUGGAGAACCAAGUACCGGAGAGACUGGAAUAAAACGCUCCAGAGCAAAGCACAACUGUCCGUUUCCGUCCUGUAAAGCUAGUGUGGUUCACCUUCCCAGGCACAUGAGGCAGGUCCAUGGAUGGAGUAAAGCAGACUCAACUGCUGUGCUAGGAACCUUUGACUUGCGGAAUUCAAGACCAGCUUCAUCAUCAGCUGUAAAGAAGCGAAAACAUGCGAGAAAGGUGUGCCCAGUGCGUGAUUGUGGUUCCAUUGUGAAAAGGAUCCAUAACCAUCUUGCACAAAAGCACAACAUUAAAAGGGGGAGUCCUCGAUUUGUGCAGUUGGUGAAGAAUACGGAAAACUACGAACCUGCAGUGGUAGAUUGUGAAAUGACGUCCCAUGAAUCUUCUGUUAACAGUAGUGACGAAGACCAGUCUGAAGAUCAGUGGAGAAUGAAAAAGCCAGGCUCAAGUGAAGUUUAUCAAACUGUUUAUGAUAGUGAGGAUUCAGCGGAAUAUGAUUGGAUCCUCGAAAAUAUUGUUAAGGGUGGUGGCAAGAAAGGUGGUAAAGAUGUCGAUGAUAGGAGAUAUGAGGGCAAAUGCGGUGGCGGUGACUAUGGUGAUGGAGAGGGCAAAAGUGGUAGUGCUAACUAUGAUGAUGAAGACAUUGGUGGUGACGAAUAUGAUGGUGGACACUGUGGUGGUGGUGAGUUUGGUGGUGAAAACAAUGUUGGUGGUGGAGACAAUGUUGGUGAUGGUAAGUUUGGUGGUGAAAACAAUGUUGGUGGUGGUGAGAUAUUAGGUGGUGAGGACAGUAAUGCUGUUGAUGGUGACGGUAAUGAUGUUGACGGUAAUGAUGCUGGUGGUGAUAUUGGUGGUGAUAUUGGUGAAACUAAAAGUGGCCAUGUUUCACCAAUUAGUAUCGAUGACAAAGUGACAGUAAGCAACUUCAAAGAUUGGUUAAGGGGACCAGAUGGUGGCCGAAAGGAUGAAAAAUGUGCAAGACAGUGUAUGCGGCAGGUGGAGAUGGUUAUGCAGGUCAUCACCCCGGCUGCUCCAUCGAUAUCAGGCCUCUUGUCCAAGUCAGUGCUGAGAGAUAAGUGGCUAAGUAUAAUUGAAAAAGAGAAGAAACCUGGUACUGUUAAAUCGUAUCUUGGGUCCCUCAACCUGUUCUUCGUUUACCUGCGUACAGAAUGUCCAAACAAAUUUGAGGAGCUGGAUGUAAAUGAAGGCCAGCUUGUAAGCUUAUCGGAACAGGUCAAGUUAUGGGCCAAGUCUUCUCGGAAGAUGGCCCAAAAUCGUUUUUGGGAAAAACGUGUAGAGGAUAUUGAAACAUUGAAGACACCAGAAGAUAUUAAACGGUUUGACACUUCAGAGGUUGCACGGAAGGCGGUUAAAAUACUUGGGGAAAUCCAGACAUGCCCAGACAACCAUUUGGUAUCAAAGGCAGAGUACACCAUUGUGCGGGACUACAUCAUGUCCCUGAUUUGCAUUAACAACGGCAGCAGAUCUGGUCCCAUUGCCAACAUGACCAUGGAAGAAUUCCAAAACGCCAUACAGCAAGAUGACUGCUAUGUUGUUAGGGUGAAGAAACACAAGACGUUUACCACCCAUGGACCGGCUCACCUUGUCUUGUCGUCUUCGCUUCAUAAUUAUAUGAAAGUAUUCAUUGACAAAUUACGGAACUUUCUACCAGAUUUUACACCACAAAGCACAGUUUUUUUGAGUUUUAGAUGCACACCACUAGAUUCAUCCCAAGUCGGUGCCCAAAUUGGCUCAUGUUGGGGCAAAGUAUUUGGAAAAGAAGCUUCCAUGGGUGGUGCAACUUCGUUCAGGAAGGCUGCUGUUUCGGCCGUUAACGAAAGUAACGAAGAUAUGCGGGGUGAUCUAGCAGAUCUCAUGGUACACCACAAAACUACGGCAGACAAAUUUUACUUGCUAAAGAAUAAGGGGAAGUCUGCCGUUAAAACAUCAAAGGAACUGUCACGCAUUAUGCGUGAUGCCACAGAGAAGACAGAAACCAGCGAUGAACAACAAGAUAAGCAACCAGCCGAUAAAGAAGCUGACACAUCAGAUCACAGACACAAGUGGUCAAGUGAAGAAAAAGAUGUACUAAAACAACUUUUUGCUGCCCAAAUCCAAACAAAAAAAGUAUCGAUGGAAGAAGUUAGGGAGCUUUGCAAGGGCCACCAAUUGCUUGGGGAAAUUCCUCCUUCCAAGAUAAGGGAUAAAGUUCGAACCUUCUUCAACUUGAACAGCACCGAAAUUGAAUCGUCCCUGCCACCACAAGAACAAGAGUCUGCUGAGGAGAAACUGAAACGUUUUGGCGUAACAAUUCCUACUG
This is a messenger RNA of Paramuricea clavata, 2496 nucleotides long. Lineage: Eukaryota; Metazoa; Cnidaria; Anthozoa; Malacalcyonacea; Plexauridae. The record is from the annotation of a GenBank genome assembly.